AUGCGGCAAGUGACAUUCUUGCCGCUCCUCCGCGCUUCUUCAGACCGCUACUCUGAAUAUCGAUCCAGAACAGGAUGCAAGAUCCUGCCGGUCAAACGCCUCGCUGCGCGACACCCUUUGUGUACUUCUUCCUUUGUCAGACACCAUGUCUGUGGACACACAAAGACCCUGGAGAAACAAACUCGAACACAAUGUCUCCGUACUUUGUGCUCCAGAAUCAAAGCAUCACGAUCAAGGUAUGAGGCCCGAGUAGUCCAGAUCCUUCGAAGAGAGUCUUUAUAA
Molecule: messenger RNA, 282 nt
Organism: Colletotrichum paranaense
Lineage: Eukaryota; Fungi; Ascomycota; Sordariomycetes; Glomerellales; Glomerellaceae
Exons: 2
Coding region: 1-282 (93 amino acids)
Source: RefSeq, a predicted model, not a curated record